GUCGCGGCUGCAGGAAGCAUGGCGACGGCCCGGGCGGCUUCGGCCUUGGUGGGCUCCUUGGGGCGGCUAGUGUGUGCGUGCAGCCGCAGUAUCCUGGCAGCUUCGGGGUCCGGAGCCGCCUCCGUCUGGCCUGCUGCUCAAAGGUUCAGUUCACAGAGUGCACCGUUUCCACAAAGAUAUGUUCCUAAAACCUCCCUGAACUCACCACCUUGGCCAGAAGUUGUUUUGCCAGACCCAGUGGAUGAGACUAGACACCAUGCAGAUGUCGUGAGGAAGGUGAAUGAGCUGAUCGCCAGAGGCCAGUAUGGCCGGCUCUUUGCUGUCGUGCACUUCGCCAGCCACCAGUGGAAGGUGACCUCGGAAGACCUGAUUUUAAUUGAAAAUGACCUGGACAUCAAGUGCGGAGAGAGGAUCCGAAUGGAGAAGGUCCUGCUGGUCGGGGCAGACAACUUCACGCUCCUCGGCAAGCCACUUCUCAGUAAAGACCUUGUUCGAGUCGAGGCCACAGUCAUUGAAAAGACAGAAUCCUGGCCAAAAAUCAACAUGAAAUUUAAGAGAAGGAAAAACUUCAAGAAGAAAAAAAGUGGCCUCGGAGUGAGCAGAUGGGUCCUUCCCGCCUCCAGAGCUCAGGGACCAAAGUGUGAUCUCAAGCGUAGAGGCGAGCAUGCAGCCAUGAGGCCUCUGGUGUUUCAGCCAGAGGAGCUGCAACAGCUGAUGCAGCCCUCAGAGCGAGCAAGGCACAACACGAGAAACACAGCCAUGCAGGACAGAGGACGGAGCCAAGGGCUACGCUGUCCAAGGCAAGCUGGUACCAAGGCCGGUCUGGGCAGAGCCCUCACCGCAGCUAGUUCACAGCCAGUAAGCUCUGGCUGAACCUGUGACA
Castor canadensis (American beaver) is the source of this 883-nucleotide messenger RNA. The record is from RefSeq and is a predicted model, not a curated record. NCBI's taxonomy places the organism in Eukaryota, Metazoa, Chordata, Mammalia, Rodentia, Castoridae.